AUGACUGGGACGAAUGAGCUCUUCAGAAUCGAGGAGCAGUGCUCCUUUAACUGUGACAAGCCUAGGUCGACAUCCCCACCUACAUCUAUUGUGCCUAGUAGCUUUCCUCCCAAGGAUAGCUCUCCCAUUUCGUUACACCCAGAGACUAUUAUUAGUGAUCCCACCCCUCAAGUUGGUGGGGGCAGCACCAUCCAGGUCCCGAUGAAAAGCCUCGGUGUCAAUGAUGACCGCCACAAGCGCCCUAUCCAAUAUGCCUUAUUUCAGGGUGGGGCCCGUGAUGAGAAUUGCGACUUACCCACAAAGAGGCACAAGAUCUUACAAACAACAUGGAACUGCACUUCAGGACCUUCAUCUAAGGCUACACAGUAUCUAGAUCGGCGGAUGCUCGAACUUUCUCGUAUCACUCGCAGAGCUAUCGCGGAAAGAAUGUGA
Suillus subalutaceus is the source of this 432-nucleotide messenger RNA. RefSeq lists its product as uncharacterized. Lineage: Eukaryota; Fungi; Basidiomycota; Agaricomycetes; Boletales; Suillaceae. The coding region runs from base 1 to 432 and encodes 143 amino acids. The transcript has 5 exons. The record is from RefSeq and is a predicted model, not a curated record.